AUGGAUCCAAUCAAGUACAUCUUUGAGAAGCCUGCCUUAACCGGAAGAAUUACUCGUUGGCAUAUACUGUUAUCAAAAUAUGACAAAGAAUACCAUACCCAUAAAGAAAUCAAAGGGAGUUUCCUAGCUGAUCAUUUGGCUCACCAACCAAUUGAUGAUUACCAAUCUAUCAAGUUCGACUUUCCAGAUGAAGAUGUUAUGUACUUAAAAGCCAAGGAUUGUGAUGAACCAUUUCCAGCUGAAGAGCCAGAGCCAAAAUCCCGUUGGGGAUUGAUAUUUAAUGUAGUUAUCAAUGCUUACAGUAAGGGAACCGGGGCAAUCGUUGUUACUUCUCAAGGCUCCCAUAUUCCUUUCACCACAAGGUUGACAAUUAAUUAUACGAACAACAUGGUUGAAUAUGAAGCUUGCAUCAUGGGUCUGGAAGAAGCCAUUGACUUGAGAAUCAAAAUCCUGGACGUAUAUGCAGAUCCAUCUUUGCUAGUUAAUCAUAUCAAAGGAGAAUGA
This is a messenger RNA of Lathyrus oleraceus (garden pea), 504 nucleotides long. RefSeq lists its product as uncharacterized. The coding region runs from base 1 to 504 and encodes 167 amino acids. Lineage: Eukaryota; Viridiplantae; Streptophyta; Magnoliopsida; Fabales; Fabaceae. Gene Ontology annotation, molecular function: nucleic acid binding; RNA-DNA hybrid ribonuclease activity. The transcript has a single exon. The record is from RefSeq and is a predicted model, not a curated record.